This is a messenger RNA of Daphnia carinata, 5907 nucleotides long. RefSeq names its product mucin-2-like. The transcript is spliced from 8 exons. NCBI's taxonomy places the organism in Eukaryota, Metazoa, Arthropoda, Branchiopoda, Diplostraca, Daphniidae. The coding region runs from base 704 to 5401 and encodes 1565 amino acids. The record is from RefSeq and is a predicted model, not a curated record.
AAACAUGAGCAUAUUCAUCGUCUGGGGGCUUUACCAGUGACCCUGAAGAAAAACUUCGCCCACCUCAAAAAUCCGAACUAAGCGUCCCCCCCUCUCUCUUACCUUCUAAAAGACGUCACCUGGUAAAUAAAAAGAGAGAGAGAGAGAGAGAAUACAACUCGGGAGAAGCCCAGAGGGGAGAGGAGAGUGGGAGAAUGGAGGGGAGGGGACCUGUGUAUAGAUGAGGUAUACAAACAGCAGUGGCUCUCGAAGGGGAAAUUCAACUUUCCUUUCUGUCUGUAAGAGCCAAAAGAAAAAAAAAAGGACUAAGGUAGUCGAAGAGAGACGUUCUCUUCUGGGUUUUUGGGGCCGGGCCACCUUCAGUUUCGCCAAGGCAUUCGCGGCAGCAGCUAGUCACUGAACGUCGCUCCUGCUCAAGACAUUCUUCGAGUUUUUCAAAACGUAAGGAAAAACAAACUGCAGUGUUUAAUGAAAAACAAGUGAAACCUAAAUGGAAUAAGACUAGGAAUACUGCGACUCUAAACCCAAAAAAAUCUGUGUCGAGAAUACCAUGCUCAUUACCUGCAGAAAAUUCCAUUGAAAAAGAAGUGUGCAGUGCGUAGUGCUGACACUGUAUACACACUGCCAGUGUGUGUCUGUGUCCAUUCAACACUUUUGAAAUUGAAUCAAAGUGAUCAUUUUCGUCGAGCUGCUGUGGUGUCGGAUGACUCGAGCCACUUGUGUUGGCCGUCCGACCGACAUCCAGAUGACCAACAUGAAACGUCCAUUACUCAUUUGGUUGAUGUUAUGUUGCUGCUGCAUCGGCAUUGGAAUGUCGCAACGACAGGUUGGCGAUGAUCGACCGUUGCGGUUCCAGUCGUUCCCGUCCAAUCCUCCGCAGUCGUUUCAACAAAUAAAUUUUUUCGGGCCGCUUUCACCUCAGCAAUCUGCUGAUCCGGCUGGGUCAACGCCUAAUCGUCAAGCUUUGUUCUUCGCGUCGCAAAAUGCUGACCAGCAAGAUUCGCGCAAUCCCAUUUUUAAUUCGGGCGCAGUUAGUCCGCUGUCCACGCUGGCGUCAUCGUCGAUCGGGUCCGUACAAAGAGGUCAACAGAUCCGCAAUCCGACGGUGGAAGGCGGUUUCAAUCCGCAGCUUCAGCUGCCCACCGAAGUGGCCGCCAAUGCGUUUCCGUCCAGCGCUGGCCGGUUAACUCCGGCUUCCACUUUAAUCCAAAGCCGCGAACAGCCGAAACAGAAACCGAUCGUUCAGUUCCAGUUCAGUCGGGAUCAAGUUCAACCGAUGAACCCGAGCGGCAAUUUCAAUCGCUUCCAGCGUCCCGAACUCAAACUUGAAUUGCUUCCGGAAUUAGACGACUUUCCGCUUCCUGUGCCCAUUGGAUUCCGCACGCCUUUUUUCCAUCAGACCACAGAGGCCAAUCGCCAACAGGAAACAACGAAGCAUCAACAACACGUCCAGCAGUCUCCUCCAUCCGGAGCAGGACCCAUCCAGGCAUCAUCCGUGCCUGAAAAAGCCAUUGAAGAAUCUCUUCCAGCUGCGAUCCAAGAGAUUCCAGAUGCCCUGCCAGAAACCAACGACUUCCAACAUGUCCCACCUGUGACAUCCGUCCAUCAACCGGAAUCGCCCUUGACCGUCGAACCGCCAUCGACGCCACGCCCAUCUCAACUUCAGGUUCUCAGCGAUCAGCCGGAACCCGGAUCGAUUGGAGACAGUCCAUCAAACAGAAGAAACAGGUUGCGACGGCCAUUGAAUAGCAACGAAACACCGGCAACCAGUGCGGAAUUAUCCAACAGCCCGCGUCGAGUCCCUCCCGUCCGAGAAGGAAAUCCUAAUCUUAGACCUGUGCUGCUGGACGAACCGUCGGCCGUGACGACCGGAAGCCUACGUCAAAGAGUCCGUUCGACUACUACAACAUCUGCGCCAUUAGCCAUUCCUGUGACUACUGAAGCAGCUGAACCGGUUACGAUUCGCACGCGUCUGCCGCUCAUUCGUCCGCGACCCAGUGUGCCGUCUCGAACUCGAACGAACGUCCGUGUUUUCACGACAUCACCACCGGAAGAAGAACCCGUCACGACACGCGCGCCAUCCACUACUAGUCGUUUCUUCGGGAGACGUCCGAGACCGACUGUGUUGCCAGAUGAGGAACUUGAAAUCUUGAUUACAACAACUCAGAGAUCACGCGGGCCGACGACGACACGAGUCCGCAAUCAAUUCCGGUUUAAUUCGCCAGAACAGAGCGUCCCUUCAACGACAAUCAAACCUAUCCAUUUCAAUUCGCCUGAAUUGAGCCAACCUGUGACGACGACAUCCCAAUCUCCGGUUACACUGGCCAGUCCAGUUCAAACGGAUGUGAACAUUGUCAACGAGUCGAUCACGAUUGCCGAUCAACCGCUAUUGAUUCCGGCCGCAGAAGACGUAAUCGAUAGCACGACAAUUGAACCAGAAGAAGAAUAUUAUUAUGACGACGUCGUCGAUGAAGUCGACGUCGUAUCCGCCAAUGAUACCGCAACGACGACUACCGUUGUACCAGAAACCAUUCCCAUUUCUGAGGCUUCAUCAACAUCAACUACUCCAUCUCAAGAACUUCCAGCGGAAGCAGCAGUGGAGCCAGCAAUUGCAUCGGAAGCAGCAGUGGAGCCAGCGCUUGCAGCGGAAGCAGAAGCUGAGCCCGCAAUUGGAUCGGACGCAGAAGCUGAGCCCGCAAUUGCAGCGGAGGCAGAAGCUGAGCCCGCAAUUGCAGCGGACGCAGCAGUGGAUCCAGCAAUUGCAGCGGAACUGCCCAUCGCCACGGCUGUUGAGCAGCCAGUGGUAGAGAACGACCACAAACCGUUAAACGACGAUAAGCCAAUCAUCCACGACGUGACUGAUGAGGUGGCAUCACCACAACCGGUAGACGUGCAACAGGUUACGGAAAUAGGCGAAGCCAUUGCGUCCGACGCGGAACAACCGGUUGUCGAGGAAGAAGCUCCAGCAGCCAAAGCUCCACAACCAACUAACGGACCGUUAAAGAUAUUCAAUUUGGGUCGCAGGAAUACGUCGUCUGUCAAUCUAGAUAACAUCGUCUUUGUCCCCAAUUUGGACGGCUUCGUCCUUCCUAACCCUGUGACGCCCAACACGGUCUCGGUGGAAACGAGCCGCAGUGUCACGGUCGUAAAGAUGUCCGUCGACCAAUUACCGACCGAAAGUCCGUCGUCUUUACAAAGUGACAGGCAGAGCAAAGCCAUCGCUUCCAAGACGUCCAAUCUGGCCAACAAUCAAGCGUCGAGCGGUGAGGCCAAACAGUCGAUCAAGGAGAUCGAACUGGCCGGCGAAAGUUUAUUACCCGAGCCGACCAAAGCGCCAGACACGCGUAACGACGAACUGGAUCUGAUCCAAUCGGAUUUAUUCGACAAGCAUUUGAAUAACAAUUUUAACAUGGAAGCCAGUAAGCCGUCCAGCAAUCUAACAACGACUACGUUACCCACACCUACCAGUUCGCGGCCGCCAUUCCGGCCGCCUUUCGAAAGACCUCGACGGCCUUUUGAUUUCUUGGGAACGCCGAAGGUUGAGACGACAGACGUUCCAUUAACGGGUUCCGAUACUCCCGAACAAGUUGAAAUUGUGUCAUCGUCCACCACUGAAAUGGCCGUCUCGUCCAGCACGGAGCCGUCCACCACGACGGCGGUUGUUGAGGUGACAACAACGUUGUCACUUUUCGAUCGUUUGUUCGGCAAGAAAGUCGUCGUUAUGGAUGACAUCAGUAGCCUCUUGCCGCCCGGUUUCUCUGCACCGAAUGAAACGAUCGAAGCACCGGUUACUGAAGUUGUUGUUCCAGUUACGCAACCCGUUGCUCCAGUUACCGCGACCGCAACGCUUGCGAGUUCCGCCGAAGUACCGUUGACAACACCUGCGCCAGAAGGUCCCCCUAUAAGUGCAUUGGAUAAGGUUUUCGGGUCAGUUAAAGAAGACGACAUUUCAGCUUUUCUGCCGCCCGGUUUCAAAAUGGAUCAACCGCCGACCACGCCAUUAUCCACCACGACUAAAGGUCCCUUUGAUGGCUUAUUUGAUACGGCUAAUAUGGAUGACUUGAGCGCCCUAUUGCCCCCCAAUUUCAAGCAACAUCUUUUCACUCCGGCGCCGAGCAAAACGACGCCCACUGUCGUUACGGAGUCUGCUGUUUCAACGGAUGCACCUUCUGCGGCAGAACCUUCGACCACAACAGCUAAAAAAGGAUUAGUCUUCCCGACACGAGCCAGCCCUGCACGCACGACAACGAGCGAAAAACCCAAAAUUAAACCGACCCAAUCUGCCGUUGAAAUUAAAUCUGGGUGGCCAGUCCGGGCCACGACGGAAUUUACUGGAUGGCCGUCGCCAGCUACCCAACCUUAUUCGCCACCUUCAACUACGCCGACAACUGUCAGAAUGACAACAACGACGACGACGACAACAACAACAACAACUCCGCGAGUGACAACAGUCGGCCAAUGCGGAGAAGAGUGCCGUCUGGCGGGCACGAUCCGAUUGGUCGAUGGUAUCGACUGGAUGCCCGAACUAUCCGAUCACAAUACCCGCGAAUGGUACCAACUGGCCGCCAUUGUUGAAAACUCGCUGGAUGCCGUCUAUCAGAACGGACCAUUAGCUCCGUGGUACGCUGGCAUUGUCGUCGAAGCUUUCAGUCGUGGCAGUGUCCUGGUGGAUUAUUACCUGAACCUGAACGGCACCACUAUACUGGACACUGGCGAAAUUCGCAAUUAUUUCCACAUGUCCCUGGAGAAAGAGGGAGAACAUUACAAACUUGGCAACUUUACCGUCGAUACCAAAUCGACCGACUUUAUCGUAUUAAGGCAACCGGUCGUGUCCGGUGAGAAGCCGAGAGUUGUGACGGGAGGAGUAGGAGAAUGGGUUAUUGCCGUCAUCGUUGUCGGUCUUGCCUCACUCAUCUUUGUCAUCGCCUUUGGAACCACCAUGCUGAUCCGACGGCGAAGGCAGCACCAACGAAAACCCUUGCCGUUGACGGAGGAAAUGCUCAAUGAACUCAACAAAAAUCACAUGGCCGGUGCGGAACUUGUAGGUGAUUCGUUUUACAAUGACGACAUUGGCGAUGCAUGGGACCAUCGUACCAACUUCCCAACUAAACCUCUUAAGCCUCUACCAAGGCCGGCUUCAGUCAGUGCCAUUCAUCAGACAUCUCGGACUCACGGCAGCAGCAGAGGCUACAAUUACAAUCACUACACCAACUACAACAACUUCCGGCCGCAACUGCACGAUACGUGGAAAUCCGAGUGGGACAGCAGUUACUACGAGACUUCCAAUUCCGGGACGGCUCCGCGGUCUUCUAAAACAGCACCCACACGGCCAGCUACGAGUUACGGUCGAUACCCAACAUAUGGACGUUCACGUCCUACCAAUUUUCACGAUGAUUUUUAAGACCUAGGGUGUUCCUUUUUGUUGCUUAAAUGGGAAUCAAACAAUUCAACUUUUUUUUUAAAGAAGGGAAGAGAACAACUGAAAAUUAGGAUUUUUGUACAGUUACUUUCACUUUCUCGCUCUUUAAAUAAUAAUAUUAAUAAUAAUAAUGUUCUCUUUUUUUUGUAAUGACUCAUUGGUCUAACAUUGUCGUGUGAAUUUUUCUGCCCAACUCCAGUCGCCUGUGUCCACGUUAUACUUUUCUUUUUUUGUGUCGAUUUUGAUUUAUUAUAUAUAUAGAAAGAGAGAGAGAAAUGGAAGAUGAAAACUGAUAAAGAGACGAUAUUGCAUUUGAAUGAAUUUCCUUAGAGAAAAACCCCUGUUAUUUUAUUGCAAACAUUUCCCUCGACUUUUACGGUCGAAAGCUCACGGGACCAAGCGUGAAAAAUGCUUCCACAUCCGAUAAUGUGUGUCAACGUGUAUUCUAUCAAAGGAAGGAAACAAAACCAAUAUUAGUCGGUGAUCUA